Sycon ciliatum is the source of this 648-nucleotide messenger RNA. RefSeq lists its product as uncharacterized. NCBI's taxonomy places the organism in Eukaryota, Metazoa, Porifera, Calcarea, Leucosolenida, Sycettidae. The coding region runs from base 89 to 442 and encodes 117 amino acids. The record is from RefSeq and is a predicted model, not a curated record. The transcript has 3 exons.
CGUGCAGUCCAGCGGUGCAAAGUAAGACAUAAUCUCUCAAAGCUGUCUGUUUUCAGUCAAGUUUAUCGUCUCGCAAGGAACUAUCAAGAUGAGCAAACGAUUUCAUAGCGGUGGACCGGGACCUGUUAUGGGAGGUGGAACGUUAACCCCUUCAAAAUGGUCAUCUCCAAGACCUGCCACUGCCGAUGUUCAGAAGCUCUGUGACGACGUCCGAAGUAUGGUCCAGGAGGCCUACAACGGCAACAAACCUUUCCAUGACUUUACCGCCACGUCAUUCAUCAGUCAAGACAUCGAGAAUGGUCGUAUCGUACGCGCUAAGGUGUGCAUCAAUUCACUUGCUGAAAUUCGGCUUCAAGUAAAGAGAACACAAGCAAAAGACAUGCCCUACCAUGAAGUAGCCGAGGCAUUCUGCGAUGGCAACCUGCAAGAGGGCCCUGAGUAACUGGUGCAGGGCGACUCCUUUCUCUAUGUGCUUCUAUUCCAAUCGGAUAUCUUUACCUCUCUUCAGUCUACACGUUGUGUUGUGCCGACGUGGGUAUUGCUGCCGGCUUUUGCUUUAGCAUACGUUUUAAAAAUAUUGCGUUUUCGCUUUUUGUGUACAGAUUAUUGCUUGCUAGUGUGUUCAAUAAUACACAAUUGUCAAGUUCA